Pseudovirgaria hyperparasitica is the source of this 1952-nucleotide messenger RNA. RefSeq lists its product as uncharacterized. Gene Ontology annotation, molecular function: voltage-gated potassium channel activity; transmembrane transporter binding; potassium channel activator activity. Lineage: Eukaryota; Fungi; Ascomycota; Dothideomycetes; Acrospermales; Acrospermaceae. The coding region runs from base 16 to 1851 and encodes 611 amino acids. The transcript is spliced from 3 exons. The record is from RefSeq and is a predicted model, not a curated record. Gene Ontology annotation, cellular component: voltage-gated potassium channel complex.
AUACAUCCUACAACCAUGUCGCAGAAUCAUGUAGGUCAACGACUUUCGUUCUCAGAUGCUCUAUGUACAGUGCGCUACAUUGGCGAUGUAGAGGGCACAAAGGGAGAUUGGCUAGGUGUCGAAUGGGACGAUCCAACGCGCGGAAAGCAUUCUGGGCAGCAUGGUAGAAAGAAAUAUUUUACUUGUCUCCGUGAUUCUCCCACAGCAGCAUCCUUUGUGCGCCCAAGUCGCGUUCCCGACGCGCCUCGCACAUUCGUAGAAGCCCUGAAGCACAAGUAUGCAUCAGACGUAUUACAAGACAGCGGCUUGUUGCAUGUGCCUAAGAAUGCUCCGCUGCCGCAACUGCCCAAGGCGAUCCGGAUCAGCGGUAAGGAGGUUGAAGAGGUAGGUUUCGAGAAGAUUGCGCGACGUUUGGCGCAUUUGCACGAACUAGUCAUUGUAAUUCUCGACGGGCUGCGCAUGUGCAAUGGCGAAACUGUACGGGAGAGAGCACCAGCUGGUACGAUUAAAGAGACUAGUCCGAAGAUUGGUGAGCUUGAUCUGAGCAGGAACCUUUUCGAGGAGUGGAGGGAGGUUGUGCAGAUAUGUGAGGAGCUACCUAGAUUGAGAGGUCUACGAAUAAAUGGCAAUCGGUUGCGAGAUAUACAGUUGAGCAACGACGAACUCACGCGCUACACUGAAGCAUUAAGUGGUAUUACAACGUUUACAUGCAACGAUAUAAUGCUCUCGUGGUCGGAAGUGGUCCAGCUGAGCACCACGUUUGCCAAGUUGACAUCUCUCUCGGCCUCCAACAAUAUCCUCAAACACCUGGAUUUCACUGACCUCUCCCUUCCGAACUCCAUCACUGAACUUAUACUCGAAGACAACGAGUUCCAGUCCCUCGCAGAUCUCGCCCCUGUGACAAGUCUCCCAGUCCUUCGGCGUCUAGUCCUCAAAUUCAACCUGAUAUCCUCCGUCCACUCCCCAUCAACUCCAUCACAACCUCUGGCCUUCUCCGCCACCCUUACCGAUCUCGACCUCUCCUACAACCAAAUCGCCUCCUGGGACCUCAUCAACGCCCUCCCAAAAGUCUUCCCCGGUCUCACCUCCCUGCGCGUCUCGCACAACCCGUUAUAUGCAUCUCUCGUCGCACCCGACGGAAAGCCCCUGAGUACAGACACCGGCUAUCUCCUAACGACAGCCCGGCUAGCAAACCUGAAGUCAAUCAAUUUCGGUAACAUUAGUGCCAAAGAGCGUCUCAACGCCGAGUCGUACUACCUCUCCCUCAUCACAUCCGAGCUCAGCUCUGCCCUGCCGGGGAAGCGGCAAGACAUCAUCGAUGCCCACCCUCGGUACGCCGAGCUGUGUGAGGAGUACGGCGCGCCAGAAGUUGCGAGUAGUGCACCCAAGGUCAACCCAAACUCUCUGGCAGCGAGGCUGUUGACGAUCAGAUUCCGGCUCGCAGAUGAUGUUCUUGCGAAACUUGAAACGGAGGGCGGAGAAGCGGAACCGUUGGGCUUAUAUGUUGGGCCUGAGUCGAAAGCUGCCAGACUUGAGAGGAUACUGAAGGAUCGCGAGUUCAUAAGCAAAGUACCCAAGUCGUAUACGAUAUACUCGACGCUGGGUCUGAUUGGGAAGGAGCUGUGUCUACCGCCUCUGUCGUUGAGGCUGUUUUGGGAAACGGGCGAGUGGGAUGUGGUUUCGAAGGAUCAGGGGCUCGAGGAAGAAGACUGGGAUUCUGAGGCAGAAGAUGAAGACGGAGACGAUCAGGAGAGGGUUCAACGGGUGGUAGAGCUUGUCGCGGGUACGAGGUUGGUAGGCACUUGGGUUGAGGGCGACGAGGUCAGAAUGCUGGUCCGGUUGAAGGCUUAGUAGGUCACGAGCUGGAAUAAUAGCCAAGCGUAAAUAAUGAUAGAAGGCUUCCAGCUAUCUAUGUAACUCUUUAUCAAGAGCGUUGCCUGAUCAGGGGCUCC